CUGAAGUGUGUGUGCACAUGAAAGUGUGCUUUUGUCUAUACUCAUGAUCUGUUUACUUUGUUUCUAGGGCUCAUUACAAUAAAAGAAGCCCAUGAUAUAGAAGCCAGACUUAAUGAAGUGGAAAAGCUUCUGAAGACUAUAAUAAACAUGCCCUGGAAGUAUUCACGAUCUGAAGUUGUCCUCACAUUCUUUGAGAGAUCUCCUUUGGACCAAGUUCUAAAAAAUGACAAUGUCCAUAAAAUUCAGCCAAGCUUUCAAAGUCCAGUUAAAAUAUCAGAAAUCAUGAGAUCAAAUGGAUUUUGUUUAGCCAACACUGAAACGAUAGUCAUUGACCACAGUAUACCCAAUGGAAAAGAGAAGCACCUGGAUGUAGAUUCAGCAGAACACCUGUUCGAAAGUGUUAGUGACUUUACCUCAGAGCUAGAAGACAGUGAUGAUCCAACAGCUUAUGUAACCAAUUUGACAUACUACCACCUGGUCCCAUUUGAAACUGAUAUUCUGGACUGAGGAUGCAGUCAGCCAGCAUCCAGCCAACCUCUUUGUCCAUAGGCUCUGCUGUCUCCGGCGUUGCGUAUCUGUGAAGAAGGUUGCACAGGCAAGACCAAAAUCAAAGAAGUUGCAGCAAGUACGCCACAAAGCUGGCCAUUCAUUCUGUGUUGUGGAGACAUCUUGUAAGGAGGUUAACUGCUUCGCUGUUGACAACAAACUCGUUUUCCAUGAAAGCAAGGCAGCAGAGGCCUCCUGGUGCUCAAGGAAAUCUCUGCUACUCUGACAUGGCCAUCAGAAGCUUUUGCUGUCAGCCGUGCUCCUUGGCUUGCAGUGCAAGUUGAGGCUUCCUCUUUUAGGAUACCACCAGAGACUUCCCCAGAUGGCGUGACCACACUUUUUAUGCUAUUGUAAGCAAGAAGACGAGCAAACCAGCUGAAUUUUGUCAGUUCCCUCUGCGGUUGCUUAAUGGAGGUCUUGCAGGUCACUUUUUACUCAGCUACCAGAUGACUGGUGCCUUACACGAGAUGUCAGAAAUACCAUUGAGUGCCUCCAGGAAUCAGAACACAUGAGCUGACCGCUUUACUUCUUUUAAUCAUGGGGUUUUAUAUAAUCACUGAAGAGGCAACUACUCUUUCGUGGAACAGUAAAGCAGACAGCAGCUGGCAUUGCAAUGGACUGUGCAUGACAUUUGGGUACCCAUAUGAUUUCAAAGAUCUGGAAAGCUGAUGGGAAAGCUGAGCUGCCCUGCUAAGAAGGGUCAAGGCUAUGGCAGGCACUUGGAUAUGAUUUUUUUUCACGUGGACCAGCAAAUGUGAAUGGUGCUUACAGUUGUUUACAUCAGAAAGAUAAUUCCCUAUGCAAAUUUCUCCCCAGGGAGAUAGGGAGGAAGACAAUGAGAUUUAUGUUGUGUUUGGACUGAAGAAGAAUGAUAAGCUACAGUGUGUCUACACUCCACUGCCAGCCUGACUCAAGGAAUCUGUCUCGCUUCCCGAGAUCCAGCCUGCGGGGCUUGGUGCAGACUUUGUUGUCUAUGCUAUGGAUUUCAGUGGAGGUAGGACAGUGGGAGCAAGAGUGCGAUUGGACCCUGCAGCCUCUUGACUACUGAGUAGUGCAACAUUAAAAUCUCCUCAGGGUCUCUCUCUUGCAGAGCGCUCCCAAAUCCCGGCUGUCACUGUGCGUGCUCAGCACUUGCCAAUGUGACCUUUCAUUGAGCCUUUUGCGAUCUGUUUGCAAACAUGAAUUUGAAGGGAUCGAAAUGGGAGGGAAUGCAUUUUGGACAUGUUUCUUGGCAAAGGGGCUUGCUUCGUCCUGAAGAAGUUGAUACAACUCCCUUCUGCAGACUUUUAAUUUCUAUCUAUAGAAUAACAGUCAAAUGGAAUUUGCUAAUGUAAAUAAUAAAUUAUUGAGAAUCCUAAUUCUUUUACACAGUAUGUUUUUAAAAUAUAUUUUAAUGAAAUAAAAUAUAACUCACCUUCAGUACAC
This is a messenger RNA of Athene cunicularia (burrowing owl), 1971 nucleotides long. RefSeq names its product PX domain containing 1 (gene PXDC1). The record is from RefSeq and is a predicted model, not a curated record. Lineage: Eukaryota; Metazoa; Chordata; Aves; Strigiformes; Strigidae. The coding region runs from base 148 to 507 and encodes 119 amino acids. The transcript has 4 exons.